Molecule: messenger RNA, 2580 nt
Organism: Thermothielavioides terrestris NRRL 8126
Lineage: Eukaryota; Fungi; Ascomycota; Sordariomycetes; Sordariales; Chaetomiaceae
Exons: 4
Coding region: 1-2580 (859 amino acids)
Source: RefSeq, a predicted model, not a curated record
AUGCCCAGCAAGAAGAAGACCGAGCCCGGCGACGGCGCCGAGCAUGCGAACGGUCGCUCUCCCUCUCUGGCGACGCCAUCCUUGCCGCCACCGCAAGCCCAGGCCGCUGCGAAGAAGCCGGCAGGCGCAAAAGUCGCCCCCCCACCACCGCCCUCGCAACCAGUGCUUGUGAUCUCCAGGAAUAAGCAUUGGAGGUACAUCUCGUCUUUCCACGGACCAUGGCUCCAACUGCCUCCCGAGAUCCUCGAGACGAUCGCGAAUGCGAACUACAACACCCCGCGGCCGCGCCCUAUCGACCCGGCCGUCUUCUUUGACCUGGUCAAGAUCCGACGGCUCGUCGACGAUGCCACCAACCUGGCUGUUCGCGCAGCGAGCGGCGUGGCCUCGAUCGCCCAGAGGGGUUUUCCGGGAGCCUCCCCCCAUGUGGCCGCGUUAGGUUUCGGCUUUGGGCACCGCCCGCCGCCCGAAGCGAAGCUCAGCCCGGAGCGGAAAUUUCGGAUGAGGGAACAGGCGACGCAGAAGCUGAUGCGAGCCUACCGGCUGGACGAGAUUGCUUGCAGCGUCGCUACCAUGCAAAGCGCCUCCUCCUUGGAGGAAGUGGCGUCCCUGGUGCUCCAGCGCAACCCUUCGGAUCCGGACGCCAGGUAUGUGCACUUCUUCCACGAGAAGAUACCAAGCCGGCAGCUGGCCGAAUGUACCAGCUUGGCUCCCCUGAACGAGAUCAUUGCCGGCAAGCCAUCCGACCCGGAGCCUCUGCGAACUCGUGCUACGGUGCGAGUUUUCAAGGGGGACUAUCAGGGUGCUGUGGACGACCUGACCCUGGCGCUAAAACUUCAUCGCUUGUACCGACCCUCUCACGUGGCUCUGAAGCGGCCGCAGCAGGAGGACAAGACGCCCCAGCCUGGGACUACCCGGAAGCAGGACGACGUCAUAUUGAAAGAGGAAGACCAACCCGGCAGCCUGGAGAUGCAGCUCCUCUUCCAGAGGGCGGGCAUUUACUUGGCCGUCGCCUGCGAUCAUGUUGCCGCUGCACUUUCCGAUUCUCCAAUGGCUCGGGACUCGGUUGCAGCCAACGGAAAUCCCGACCAUGGACAUCAGGACGGGCCGGUCGCCGAAGAGCAGCCCAAGCCGGAGUUAUCGCCCGCGGAAAAAGAAGCGCAGAGGAGAAGGGCAGAUGCGAGGAAGCUCGUCAGGCACAACGCGAAGCGGGCGCUGCGCGACUACACAGCUUAUCUGUCCCACUUCGAGUACUCCCCCGACUUACCCAUCGAAAUUGCCGAGGACUUCACUCGCAGGGUGAAUUUGGCCAUGAACGGCUCCAGGGCGCCGCGCUCUCACAGCUAUGCGUCGGGCCCCCGCUCGCCGGUGGCCUGCGAGGGCGAGGGCACGAGCGCAUCUCACCGCAUAUAUGCGCUUUCCGACUUGUUUACAUCUUCACCGCCGUCUGGGCUUCCGCCUUAUCCCAGCACGGAUGUGGUGCUUGCCUCGAGAGCGCCACCCUCGCCUCCUGGUGGUCAUGUGCAGACAACCACCGAAACCGUAACAUGCCAUCCGCUCCUGACCGAUGCGCUUCAUGCCCUCCUUCUUUGUCACUGCCUCAUCCAGACGUCGGCAAAGGAGCUGCGCCGCCAUGCCUACAUGGUAGCCCGCCUCGCCCGCCUCGCCGACGGCUAUCCGGUGUUUCAGUCUAGUAGAUGUCCCGCACGAGGCGACUGGAUUGAGGUUCUGCGAGCGGGCAACAAUUGGAUUCAGCUGGCGGGCUCGUGGGAGGACCUCUGUGCGCCCGCACCGCUCCCCCUUUUCCUGUCUACCGGAAACGGCGCAACACCCGUCCCGGUGUCGCACCCGGCCUCGAAACAGCACAAGGCACUCACCGCUCCAGGGAGCGAAAGCGCCCCCACCAGCUCCGACGACCUCACCGCUUCUAGCACGGUUGCCACCGAAACCGAGCAGCAGCGCAAGGACCGCAUCAACCACCAGGCCGUCCUCGACGCCCUCGGCGACGACCGCGUCAACGACGAAACCUCCCUCCGCCUGGCCAUCCGCGCCCGCCAGCUGCGCGCCGAGCACGACUACCGCAUCAACAACGCCGCCGCCGCGCUCGAAGCGAAAUUCGAAGCGAAAUUCGCCCGCGGCGCCGCCUCGUCGGGGAAGAAAACCCCUGCCAACGACCAGCCCGCCCCAACCACAGCGGCCGCGACGACAGCCACACCCGGGCCCCGCCGCCCCGCCGCCGCCCCGUCCGCCUGGGCCUGGGACGACGUGCGUGACUACCCCAUCGCGUCGGACCGCGCCGCCGCUAUCGCCCGCUGGGUGCUGGAGGCGCCACCGCCGAGCGCCGGCGGUGGCGGUGGCGGUGGGGAUGGCGAUGGUGAUGCCCCGCGGAGGCGGCGGAAGAAGCCUGCUCAGAAAACUGCUGCUGCUGGCGCUGCUGGUGCUGCUGCUGCUGCUGCUGGUGGUGGUGCAGGUAGCGGUGUAGGCAGUGGUGGUCUUGUUACGCUGGCGGUGGGGAGUGGUGAGGUUGCGACGGGGGGUCGAGGUGACGAUGAGGGGUUGGAGGAGGGUGAGGCGUCCGUCUAA